This is a messenger RNA of Cyclocybe aegerita, 624 nucleotides long. NCBI's taxonomy places the organism in Eukaryota, Fungi, Basidiomycota, Agaricomycetes, Agaricales, Hemipholiotaceae. The record is from the annotation of a GenBank genome assembly.
AUGCCAACUCCUCCCCCUCCCCCUCCCCCUCCCGCUCCUCCUCCGCCGCCACCGCUUCCUCAUACUCCUAGCCAGCAGAACCCAAGACACCGGGGCACUCCGGCCAGGACGCCUAUCCAACCUCCUGCGCAGCCACCCCACACCCACCAACGUCGCGGAUCAGGCUCCCACCUCCCAUACCCAGUCUACUACUUCGUCUACGCAACCCUGCAAGACCCCCAGCUCGCCAAAACCAUCCUACAAACGCCCCAGCCGCCCGUAUACCGCGCAGCCACGGUGUCCGAGUUCGUGAUGGGUUCGUGGGGGUCGUACAAGGCCCUAUACGACCGUGACUCGGGGAACGACAACGACUCGGACAACGCGCAAGGGCGAUCGGAGGAAGUUGUUACAGGGAGCGCGUUCUUAGUACACGACCAGCAGCAGGAGACUCGGCUUGCAAGGUACGAGACGAGGAAUUACCGCACGGCGGAGUGUGCUAUUUGUUUUUUGGAUGAUGGAAGGACGGUGAGGGGGAAGACGUUUGUUCGUGCGGGAGCGGAGGAUGCGGAGCGGGGAAAGUUUGAUCCGGGGUUGUGGGAAGAGAGGAUGGGGGUUAAGUUGCCUCCGGGGAAGUUUGGUCGUUGA